AUGCGCAGUAGGAGUCUCGCUGCGCAUGCGCGCUGUGUACUAGCUGGUAUACCCGGUGCCCCUCCAGGUCUCGCCGUAGUAGCCCACCAGCCCUCACUCACACCCCGCAGGCUCGGUGCCUGGCAGCGGGUGCUAUGGCUGAUAACGAUGACUUCUACGAGCAGCUGCGGCUGCAACAGCUGUGCCAGGAGCGUGAGGCUGCAGGGGGGCUGGAGCCCUUAACCUACAAGGACCCCAGUGAUGGCACUGAGUAUGAGUGGGACAUGGAUAAGAAGGCCUGGUUCCCCAAGAUAACAGAGGAUUUCUUGGCAUUGUACCAUGCAAAUUAUGGCAUACAUACAGAAAAUGCAGAUGAUUCUACUACUGCCAAUGUAUCUACCAAAACUCAGAAGUCUGGUACCCCCAAGGGACCUAAAGGUGUACAAAUACCUACGAAAGAAAAGAUUCAGACGGAAGCAGCUGAACAAAAAGGAAAGGGAGAAAAACGCAAGCAAGAUCAAGGGUGGUUUAAUGUAGAAGACCAGAGAAACACAAAUGUCUAUGUAACAGGGCUUCCUCUAGAUUUAACCAAUGACGAAUUUGUACAGAUAAUGUCCAAAUGUGGAAUUAUAAUGCGAGAUCCAAUGACAGAGGAAUAUAAAGUAAAGCUGUAUAAAGAUAAGCAAGGGAAUCUUAAAGGGGACGGUUUGUGCUGUUAUCUCAAGAAAGAAUCUGUGGGCCUGGCUCUGAAACUACUUGAUGACUAUGAGAUAAGAGGAUAUAGGCUUCAUGUUGAAUGUGCAACAUUUGAACUCAAGGGGGAGUAUGAUGCCACCAAGAAGAGAAAGAAAUCCAAAGACUACAGGAAGAAGUUAACUAUGCAGCAAAAGCAAUUGGACUGGAGACCUGAGAAGAAGGCAGAAGUAAGAAAGCGUUUUGAGCGAGUCAUUAUAAUUAAAAACAUGUUUCACCCAAGUGACUUUGAGGAAGAUCCCUUGGUGCUAAAUGAAAUUCGAGAAGAUCUUCGGUCUGAAUGCGAAAAGUUUGGACAAGUAAAGAAAGUCCUAAUAUUUGAUAGACACCCUGACGGAGUGGCCUCCGUGGCUUUCAGAGAGGUAGAAGAAAGUGAUAUGUGUAUCCAGACUCUGAAUGGAAGGUGGUUUGGUGGUCGUCAGCUGGUGGUUGAAGCGUGGGAUGGCGUAACAGAUUACCAGAUUGAAGAAACCUCUCGAGAAAGGGAAGAGAGGCUCAAAGGGUGGGACACAUUCCUCCAUUUGGGAAAAACUGAGGGAACCAGUGACAAGAACUCAAACCCUACAAACGAAGUAGAGUCAGACAAAAAAACGAAUGAAGAUACACCGUCUACAAAUAACAAGGACAGUAACGGUGAUCAGGCUGAAAACGAUAAAGCUGAUCCAGCAGAGGAUGAUGCCGAGUCUACGGAUAGCAGCAUCGGCAGCAGUGACGAAGACGACACAGAUAAAGGACACUUGUAAUUUCACAAACACCUGUUUCAGCUCGCUUCCUGUAUGGGGACUUUGGGAGAACCACUUGUGGUAUUUGCCUGAAUAUGAACUGUCAAGACGUUUAGAAAAUUUAUGUUGCAGUUACUGAACAGAGUGGAGAAAGAGAAAAAAAAUUACAGAAUGUUUUUUCUUUCUAUCUUUUUAUUUUAUUUUUAAACUCAUGUAAAAGUUGCCGGAAGCCCAUGAAACUGGAUUAGCUGGUUUUGUAACUGGUAUUAUUUCAGGAAAAUGAUAUAGCUAUAUGACAAGAUAUGCAACCACAAUCCAAAAUAGCGUCGGUUCAUGUGGGACUGUAUUAAGAACUCAAAGGACUCUACGUAGCGCAACAUGUAUCCUCAGAGACCUGCAAAUUUAGAUAAAUCUAAUGAAGUAUUCUAGAUGUUUUUAAACAGCCAGCUUGUUGCUUCCUAGUUGUGGAAUGACAACUCCUGUGAUGCUCUUACUUGUAAUUUGGGAUGGUUGCUGAGCAUUGUGGGACUUGUGGCUUCACUGCAGUAGUAGUGCAACUUGCUGAAUACCGCCGAUUCAAAUACUAUAUCAUUUACCUAAUCUUAUUGUGAGCACUGAUACACCUUUCAGGCAGUUUCAUACUUCUGUAGAGGUCCAUAAAGUGAGAGAAGAUGCUAUUUACAAAUAUUUAAAACUUACUAAGUCAUUCGCUAAAUUGAGAAUCCAAAGUAAUUUUCACAUUUUGAGCCAGAGUCGCUGAACUGAAGGCAUAGCUGACCUCAAGACAUUUUCCAGUUUGGCUAUAUUGUCGUUAAAUUCUCACUUUAGUGACUUAACCCUGUUAGAGGAACGUGUGUCUUUCAGGAUACGGUGUGCUGACUGAAUUUGCAGGUUGACCAGCAUCCUCUUUCUCUCUCUUUAAUGGUCCAUUCUGACUAAGUGUAGCUUUGAACUCGCCAGCAUUCAAGGUCCCGGGGCACAUAAUCCUAUAGAGCUUUAUCUGCCUCAUCAGACUAACAUUAUAGUUGAAAAUAACUAUGAAAAAAAGAGUCACACUCAUGAAGAAUUAUAGAACUAGAUCUACUUGACAUUAAGGGUAUAUUCAGUAAGGGACAAUGUACACCUGGGAGCAAACUUUGGUUUCUAAUUUUUUUCAAUUAAUAAAAACACCCACCAUCCUCACAUAGAACGAUACAAAUUCAAUAUUUCUUCAUUUAUGUAGCAGAAGGGAACGGCUGUCUAGGUAUAUCUCAAGCCAAAAAUAAUGCCCAUGAUACUUGUUUGAAAUUGAGCUACCCAAAUAUUCAUGGCCUAUCAUCAUGUAUAAGUUAGCACAUGUAUACAUCUACUGCACAUCAUAAACAUGUACAGCUGUUGAUGUAUACUAUGAAAAGUUGUCAAAAUCAAUUCACCAUUUGUUGGGAAAAAUCAUUUGGGGAAAGGUUUUGUCCCUUUAUAUUCACAUUUUUUUUUUUUUUUUAAAGAUAUGCCUGACUUUCCUACUAUUUUGCACUGUUAUAUGGCUCUAAACCAUUAACAAGUGCAGAAUGACAUUUAUAUGAUCAGGUCUCUUUUUUGGCCAUUGAAUAUCUUUAAAUAGUGAUCCCAAACCUUUGGAAUUGCAGCUCUUUGAGACUGCUUGUGACGUGAAGUUCAUCCAGACAGAUGUGCGAAUCGUAUUCUACAGCAGCUACAGUGCCAAAGGUCAGCCAUUUCUGGCUUUCUCCCUAUUAAAUCGUGGACUGGUUUUUCUUGCUGCUUGCAUAGAUCUGCACUGCUCUCAUUCUUGUAACUGUAUUCCAUUUAAUUAAAUUAAAAUAAUUUGCUUUAA
Molecule: messenger RNA, 3285 nt
Organism: Pelobates fuscus (common spadefoot toad)
Lineage: Eukaryota; Metazoa; Chordata; Amphibia; Anura; Pelobatidae
Gene: HTATSF1
Product: HIV-1 Tat specific factor 1
Exons: 9
Coding region: 135-1475 (446 amino acids)
Biological process (GO): mRNA splicing, via spliceosome
Cellular component (GO): U2-type spliceosomal complex; U2 snRNP
Molecular function (GO): RNA binding
Source: RefSeq, a predicted model, not a curated record